Messenger RNA from Cucumis melo (muskmelon), 2119 nucleotides. Its product is annotated as CDPK-related kinase 6. Gene Ontology annotation, cellular component: cytoplasm; nucleus. Gene Ontology annotation, molecular function: calcium-dependent protein serine/threonine kinase activity; calcium/calmodulin-dependent protein kinase activity; ATP binding. Lineage: Eukaryota; Viridiplantae; Streptophyta; Magnoliopsida; Cucurbitales; Cucurbitaceae. Gene Ontology annotation, biological process: peptidyl-serine phosphorylation; protein autophosphorylation; intracellular signal transduction. The transcript has 11 exons. Bases 238 to 1908 code for a protein of 556 amino acids. The record is from RefSeq and is a predicted model, not a curated record.
UUGACGGAAUCGUAUGCCCACGUGUCAACAUCUUAUACCUCCUUGGACUUGUGAUUGGACGGCCAAUGAUCAGUCCUUCCCCAUCAUUAAAAUCAAACAUAACACCGUCUCUAUCUUUCUAAUUCCUUCCUUCCUAUUGCCUUGUUUCUUUCAACGCCAUGCCAUACCUUCUUUGAGUUCUGAUGCUUCCGUAUUCUCCGAUCAACCUCUUCCAACUUCCACCUUAACUCUUCUUCAAUGGGACACUACUGUAGUAAAGGUGUUUCUGAUGUCUCUAACCACCCUUCGAAUUCCGGCAUACCUCAACAUACUACGCCCAGUCCAUUUUCCAGCCCUCUCCCUCCUGGUAUACCACCCUCUCCGGCCACUACUCCGGGGAGGAAAUUCCGAUGGCCUCUCCCUCCUCCUUCUCCAGCCAAACCCAUCAUGGCCAUUCUACGCCGGAAAUCCCGCAAGCCUUCUAUACCAGAGGAUGGCAAAAGUGGGGGGGAAGAAUUGGGAGAGGUUCAGUUGGAUAAAAGCUUCGGUUACUCCAACAACUUUGCAGCAAAGUUCGAGCUCGGGAUGGAGGUUGGGAGGGGACAUUUUGGACACACUUUUUGGGCCAAGGGGAAGAAGGGGGAUCUCAAAGGAAUCCCUGUCGCCGUCAAAAUCAUCUCUAAAUCUAAGAUGACAUCAGCUGUUGGAAUUGAAGAUGUUCGCAGGGAGGUUAAGAUAUUGAAAGCAUUGUCUGGCCACGAUAAUCUGGUUCACUUCCAUGAUGCAUUUGAAGAUGCCAAUAACAUUUACAUGGUUAUGGAAUUGUGUGAAGGUGGAGAACUGCUAGAAAGAAUAGCGUCAAGAGGAGGAAAAUACCCAGAACAAGAAUCCAAGGCUAUUAUUGUGCAGAUCCUCAGUGUUGUUGCCUUCUGUCAUCUACAAGGGGUAGUUCACCGUGACUUAAAGCCAGAGAAUUUUCUCUUUUUGAAAAAGAACGAGAACACCGGUCUGAAAGUCAUUGAUUUUGGUCUAUCUGAUUUCGUCAAGCCAGAUGAACGUCUGAACGAUGUCGUUGGCAGUGCAUACUAUGUUGCACCGGAAGUUCUUUACAGAUCUUAUAGUUUUGAAGCAGAUAUCUGGAGCAUUGGUGUCGUAGCAUACAUACUACUGUGUGGAGGCAGACCUUUCUGGGCAAGAACUGAAUCAGGAAUCUUUCGUUCCGUGCUAAGAGCCGAUCCUAACUUCGAUGAUUCCCCUUGGCCUAACAUCUCUGCAGAAGCUAAAGAUUUCGUGAAACGGCUUCUGAAUAAAGACCACAGAAAAAGAAUGACGGCAGCACAAGCUUUAACCCACCAGUGGUUACGAGAUGAAAACAUUGCUGUGCCUUUGGAUAACUUCAUAUACAAGUCAGUUAAAGCAUAUAUCCGUGCAACUCCUUUCAAGCGUGCAGCAUUGAAGGCACUUGCAAAAGCUUUGACAGAAGAUGAACUUUUCUACCUCAGGACCCAAUUUAAGCUCUUAGAACCGCAAAAUAGAUUUGUGACCCUUGAUAACUUCAAAGCGGCUCUUGCGAGAAACGCAACUGAUGCAAUGAGAGAGUCCCAUGUUGCUGACAUUCUAAAAAUGAUGGAACCACUCGCUCGUGAGAGAAUGGACUUCGAGGAGUUCUGCGCAGCUGCAAUCAGUGUACAUCAACUGGAGGCUGUUGCAGGAUGGGAAAGCAUUGCCACUCGAGCUUUCGAGUAUUUUGAGCAGGAAGGAAAUCGAGUCAUUUCAGUUCAUGAGUUAGUGCAGGAAAUGAAUCUGGGUCCUGCAGCUUAUUCUUUUCUACAGAAUUGGACAAGAAGCUCUGAUGGGAAACUCAGUUUUUUCGGAUUUACAAGAUUUUUGCAUGGAGUAACAGUCCGCAACUCUAAUACAAGACACUAAAAAUACUUCAAAACUGAUUUUUUUCCCUCCCUUUGUAUCCUCGAUUUGAUUUAAAGCAGCUUCAAAACACAUAAUAAAAGAAGGCUAUGCGAUUACUAGAUAUACACAGAAAGACAAAUGGGUGUAAUACAUGCCCAUCGUUCAACCCGUUUAUUGUGAUCUUCCAACGUGUAAAAACAAUAUAGAAAGUAUAAUACAGAUUGUACUGACA